AUGAAUCCCCAUACUCAAGAAACUCCCUCCUCUGGAGCUUCAGGCUCGUCUAGAAACCAUGGAGCAACUUCAAGCGGUAAAAUUGAUCAGAGGAGUGAACGCAAAUCCGACCAUUCUGAUGAAGCCAGAUCUUUUAGUCGGCUUACCACAAAAAUUCAAAAGAGUUCCCGCUCGAAAUCGACUCUAGAUCAUAUGGGUACAGUUGAAAGACCCGAGCAAAAGCUCUCAGCCAAAGAUUAUGCGCUUUGCGAUACUCGAAACGAAAACGCCGAGUUGAAAUUUCAAAUAAAGAGGCUGGAAGAAGAGUUACAGAUACGCCAUGGCGAGAUCAAAUCUUUGCGUCAGGCGCUGGCAAGCCAAGAUGAGAACUCUACACGACAACAAGAAGAGCUCAUUGCGAGCAGAGAGAGUUAUGAAACUGAGAUUCAAACGUUGAGAGCCAAAGAACAAAGCUUACGAGACUUUGUUCUCGACAGUAACGGUGACCAAGUCGUAAGUGGCGACGACAUAAUCAGUCGAUUUGCAAGCCUCCGUCAGAAAAUCCAGAAGCUUGCUACAAGCAAAACGUACCGCUUAGGGCGGGAGAAUCUGGCUCUGUGGGUGAAAGAUGGUUCAAUCGAUGCUACCCUCUCAAAGUUAUGGGACAAGUCCCCACGUCCUAGCCGCCUGUUGAUUCUCCGGUCACUCUUAUUCCAGCUAUUGAACAACUAUAUACUUGGUUGUGAGACGUUCGACAUCAACGAUGCAAGUCUACAGGAGAUUAGUGAUCUGUCUAAUGCACUGGGUCGGUUCGAACGCACAAUUGUUAACCAAGGUGUUCCCGGUGAUGUGGUGGUUAACUGGAGGCUUUCUACGUUCAAGUGUAUCGAGAAGGCUCAGCUAAGCGGUAAAGACUUCGGCAGAGAUCUCCAAACGCAGAUGUAUGAAGGUUUCGCGCAUCUCAUGGCAGAAGACGCGGCAGAAACGGACAAGACGAAGCUGAAAGACGGCUAUCUAGAGCUGGUGAAGGAAGCUUGGAAUCUUCAGCUGCUCAUGCGCAAAAGCCGAGAUCAUUACCAAUGCUGGUCCGUCAAUAGACCCUCUCUCAAGAGCCUAGAGCCCUGGAACGAGGUGUUUGAGGAGAUAAGCGACGUUGGCACAGGUGAGGAUAUCGCCUUUACUCUCUUUGGAGCUCUCGUCAAACACUCCCGGAUUCUUGGAGAGGAACCAAAGGUCAUGGAGAAAGCUCAAAUUAUCGCGGUAACCAAGCAGGUCUAG
Trichoderma virens Gv29-8 is the source of this 1257-nucleotide messenger RNA. RefSeq lists its product as uncharacterized. The record is from RefSeq and is a predicted model, not a curated record. Bases 1 to 1257 code for a protein of 418 amino acids. The transcript is spliced from 3 exons. NCBI's taxonomy places the organism in Eukaryota, Fungi, Ascomycota, Sordariomycetes, Hypocreales, Hypocreaceae.